Rhizophagus irregularis DAOM 181602=DAOM 197198 is the source of this 1672-nucleotide messenger RNA. Lineage: Eukaryota; Fungi; Glomeromycota; Glomeromycetes; Glomerales; Glomeraceae. The record is from RefSeq and is a predicted model, not a curated record.
AAAUUUCCAUUUGAUUUGAAUUUAAGAUUAUAUAAAUUCAUGCAUCAUCUCAAGCCCUCACUGAGUUGUCAAGGCAUUCCUCCAAUAUGAAAUUAAAUUUACUUUUAUCAAUUUUAUCAAUAAUUUUAUUUUCAACCUUAGUAACUUCAGAUUCUAAUAUAACAUAUACGGAAAAUGUAAAUAACACUCAACUUCUAGUAUAUAAGUUAAUAAAUUAUGAAGAUAAUACGGUAGUUGCUCAAAUACUUCGUAUAAAUAAUAAAAUUGAUACAAGUUAUGGGAGACUUGGAUACUUAGAUAAUUAUUUAUCACUACGCAUUUUUUAUCCCAAUGGAACUAUUAAACCAAUCGAUCUUUCGAUCGAUGAUUUGAAAAUACAGCCUUUGAAUUUUCAUAUUUUCUCAUAUAAUAAGGUUGAACCUGGCCUUGGAAUUCGAUGCCCUAUUGAAAUUUACGCCGUGAAAAGUAAUUUUAUAUUAGUAACUUAUAUAGUGGCUGAGGAUGCAAACAAUUCUUCAACGUAUUAUGAAUGGGCAUUGACACUCGACUUUAAUGGAAAUAUCCGCAGUAAUUUUAAACUGGGUCCUAGUUUCCUUGACGCGAAAUAUGGUAAUAUAUGGCUACCAAACGUUGCUCAAUAUAUACCAAAUGCUGAUAAUGAGAAGGGAUUUCUACGUUCAGCAUCUAAGGGUAUUAGCGAUGUUAACUUGCAGCAAUUGAUAAUAACUGAAGAUGGGAUAAUUAACCAGCUUGCGGAAUUGGAUAUACCUUUUCCAGCAACGAAUAAUUUAGUUUCAACAAUUGCGACAUUGGACGGAAAUUACGCGAUUAUUUAUUCUAAUAAUACGAAUUCAACAACAGACCCUCAGAAUCCUCUUCCGACACAAGGAGGAAUUUAUGCUCAAUUCAUAGAAAUUAAAGAAAAUAUAGUAAAAUAUGAACCGGUUGUCCUUUAUCAAACUACAAUUCCAUUAGUUUUUAAUUAUCUCAUCUGUAGUAUCAAUUAUGCAGGAACUGGUCAUGUUUGUGUAUCAACUUUUACUCUAAACAAUCAAGACAAUUCAACCAUUUAUUAUUUAACAGUACAAUUUCUUUCAAGAGGGUCUGUGUUUAUUGCCACUGCUUCUAAAACUGGUCAAAUCCAAGGAAUCUUACAAUAUAACGUUAGAUCAUUACGUUACGGAGGCUUUUUCUUUUGUGGUAUACAACAAUUAGUUCAAACUAAUAUUUAUGGUUAUGUUUUGGAGGACAACGGUAAUCAGAUUCCUUGGAACCUUAUAAAUCCCACUGUAUCAAAUAUUCGAUUCACUCAUGUAAUUUUACCAAACAACACACUUGUGUUUCCUCAACCGGAGGGAGGUCAAUCUUGGAAUUUGAUCUUUACUGAUUUACCUAAACUUCAAAAAGGUAAAAUAACAACUAAAAAAAAUUUUUUUUAGCUUUUCUAACUUUACAAAUACUACAAAUAUCUAGAUGCUGGUUAUGAGAAUAUAGUUAUCAAUGCCACAAUUCCAACAAUUGGUCAGCUGAUUGAUGCAACCACAACUAACUUCCUUAUAAUCACGUAUAAUCAACAAAUUGAUUUAACAAAUGGCACAAUCACCAUUUUCCAAAGUAAUGGUUCUGGUCCUGGGAUUAUACGUCAAAUCGUUAAUGGCAUAGAAAAUUCAAA